UGUAACCUGCGGUAUAAUUUUACAUUAAUAGACAUUAUAAAAUGAAAAAAUAUAUAUUGAUUUUCGCAAUUAUUGGGCAUUAGUAAACUUUAAUUAUUGUAUAAUUUUCAACAUACGAAUUGCCAUAAUCGCUAAAAGAGUGAUCAAAGUGUCGUAUAACAACUGAAUUUGUAAAGUCGAGUUGUUUGUUUAAAAAAAAAAACGUUCAUUUUAAGAACAACUUGGUUUGCUGUUGUUUACGAUUAUUUUGUACAAGCAAGUGGUAAAAAAUGGUAGUGUUUAGCAAUUUUCUUGCACCGCAGGAAGGAAUACGCCAUAAAGAGCAAAAUACCACUGUGUCCAUUAAUGAUAGAGAGCUGGGGAAAGGAACUCUGUAUAUUACAGAGAGCUUGCUUUCUUGGGUGAACUAUGAUACACAACAAGGAUUUUCACUUGAAUAUCCUGAUAUAUCUUUACAUGGCAUAUUACGAGAUAAACUACAUCCAAGAAAAUGUUUAUAUAUUGUGGUCGAUGCAAAAGUAGACCUUCCAGAUGCACCUUUACCUCCAUCCUCUGGAAGUGGUUCCGAAAAUGAGGAUGAAGAUGCAGAUCCUAAUUUUACGGAAAUGAGAUUUGCUCCUGAUGAUACAAAUAACUUGGAUGCAAUGUUUCAAGCAAUGAAUCAGUGUCAGGCACUUUAUCCUGAUCCACAGGAUAGUUUUUCAGAUGCCGAAGAAGAUAUUUACGAAGACGCAGAGGAAGAUGAUUUUGAAAAUUAUGAAGCUGGUGCUGGCGAUGCUCCCUACAUUGUACCACCAGGUAUCAAUUACAAUGGCACAGAAGCAGACGAAGCUAUGGACAUAGAAGCAGGUCAAUUUGAAGAUGCGGAGGAAGAUCCAUAAAGAUGAUGACGUCAAAAUGCAGAUAUGCUUUUAGUAUUAAUUUAAAAUUACCAGUAUCAUAUAUUAUGGUAGAUAUGUGAUAUUAUGGCAAACUGUAUUAUAGAGCUGUAC
Messenger RNA from Colletes gigas, 992 nucleotides. It is a transcript of the gene icln, whose product is annotated as methylosome subunit pICln. Lineage: Eukaryota; Metazoa; Arthropoda; Insecta; Hymenoptera; Colletidae. The record is from RefSeq and is a predicted model, not a curated record. The coding region runs from base 270 to 881 and encodes 203 amino acids. Gene Ontology annotation, biological process: mRNA cis splicing, via spliceosome; cell volume homeostasis; spliceosomal snRNP assembly. Gene Ontology annotation, cellular component: methylosome; pICln-Sm protein complex; spliceosomal complex. The transcript has 6 exons.